UCCCUCCCUCCCCUCGCGUUCAAUUCAGUCAAAUCAUAGCGACCUGGCAGCCGGAGGGUAGUUGCAUGCGUCUUUCAAAUAAGAGAACAUAUUAGCGCCGUCCGUGUCCGUGUUGUAAAGUCUGGAAGAGACAGGAAACAUCUUCGGGGAGAGUCCUAACUCCUAACCGAAAAAAGCUUAACGUUAUCGGCUAACGAAACUGCAGCGGAGCCCGAAAAAAAACCCAAAAAACACACACAGAGAAAUGGACGAAAAGGCGUUUACGAAAGAAAUUGAUCAGUGGAUCGAGCAGCUCAACGAGUGCAAGCAGCUCUCGGAGGGACAAGUGAAGACGCUAUGUGAAAAGGCAAAGGAGAUCCUGACCAAGGAGUCAAACGUCCAGGAAGUGAGAUGUCCGGUGACAGUGUGUGGCGACGUGCACGGCCAGUUCCAUGACCUCAUGGAGCUGUUUAAGAUUGGAGGGAAAUCUCCAGACACAAACUAUUUGUUCAUGGGAGACUACGUAGACAGAGGGUACUACUCCGUAGAAACUGUCACUUUACUAGUAGCACUUAAGGUACGCUACCGGGAGCGCAUCACAAUCCUCAGAGGGAACCAUGAGAGCAGACAGAUAACACAAGUGUAUGGGUUCUAUGACGAGUGCCUAAGGAAAUAUGGUAACGCCAACGUGUGGAAGUACUUCACAGACCUGUUCGAUUACCUCCCCCUCACUGCCUUGGUAGACUCUCAGAUUUUCUGCCUUCACGGAGGCCUGUCCCCGUCCAUAGAUACUUUGGAUCACAUCAGAGCCCUGGACCGUUUACAGGAAGUACCACAUGAGGGUCCCAUGUGUGACCUGCUUUGGUCAGACCCCGACGACCGUGGUGGCUGGGGCAUCUCCCCCCGAGGUGCUGGCUACACGUUCGGCCAGGACAUCUCUGAGACUUUCAACCACGCCAACCGCCUCACAUUGGUGUCCCGUGCCCACCAGCUUGUUAUGGAGGGUUACAACUGGUGCCAUGAAAGGAAUGUGGUGACAAUAUUUAGUGCUCCCAACUACUGCUACCGCUGUGGCAACCAGGCAGCUAUCAUGGAACUAGACGACACCCUCAAAUACUCAUUCUUGCAGUUUGAUCCUGCGCCUCGCAGAGGGGAGCCUCAUGUCACUCGCCGCACCCCAGAUUACUUCCUGUAAACUCUGACCUUUGACCCUUGUACAGUCAGGUCCAGUAUUGCCAUGAUGUAUGACCUUCAACCGAUAACAACAUGAAUGAAGAAAGGGAGGGUGGGAAACAACUACUGGGUGGGGGGAGGGGGCUACACAGCAGUGCACAUUGUAUAUCCACACAAAGACCUAUUUAAGCAUUUAGCAAAAACAAUGUCUGUGUCUAUGAAUGGACCAAAAGGUGUGUGCCAUAAUCAUUACAAUAUUCAUUGCUGAGGUAUUGAAAAUCUCCCCCACUAUGUAAAACAACAGUGAUAAAUUCCUCAUCCUGUACCCGUGAAGUUGGACUGAUGGCACCGAGGUCCAAGAGAAAAAAAGAUUUGCUACUCCGAAUGCGGCUGUUUGAACCCCACACGCCAUGGCUUCUAUUUAGGAGAUCUAAACAUGAUCUGUUUGCACUUUUGUAAAUCUAAAGAAAUGUAACAUAUGUCAAAAGAUGGAAAUUAUUUCACACUACAGAUGUUUUUUUUUUUUGUUUUUUGUUUUUCUUUUAGAUUUUUUUUUGGUUUUUAUUACAAAUAAAGUCCCCAUCAGCCAAGUUUUACACAAGGUUUCUUUGUCCUGUGUAAAUUUUAAGGAAAACACUUCUUAUGCAGUCACCCAGCUUGGUAUAUAUGAUAGACAGAUGAUGGAGUGUUCAUCCACAUCAACUCACUGACUCCCUCUGAAUUACAGAGUCUGUAUUAACCAAACCAUUUGAAUAAUAAAGAUGAAGGUGGCUCCUUGAUGUGA
This is a messenger RNA of Morone saxatilis (striped sea-bass), 1936 nucleotides long. RefSeq names its product protein phosphatase 2 catalytic subunit alpha b (gene ppp2cab). Gene Ontology annotation, cellular component: cytosol. Lineage: Eukaryota; Metazoa; Chordata; Actinopteri; Moronidae. The transcript is spliced from 7 exons. The coding region runs from base 245 to 1174 and encodes 309 amino acids. The record is from RefSeq and is a predicted model, not a curated record. Gene Ontology annotation, molecular function: protein serine/threonine phosphatase activity. Gene Ontology annotation, biological process: mitotic cell cycle; peptidyl-serine dephosphorylation.